This is a messenger RNA of Poecilia reticulata (guppy), 591 nucleotides long. NCBI's taxonomy places the organism in Eukaryota, Metazoa, Chordata, Actinopteri, Cyprinodontiformes, Poeciliidae. The record is from RefSeq and is a predicted model, not a curated record.
AUGGAAUGUACGAGGAGGUUGUCCUCUUCGUACAACCUCGAGUACAAGGAGGAUUUUCAUUAUCUGUUAAACAUGCUGGACCUAGUUCAGGAGCUCCAUGAGGAAUUCCUUCAGAAAAGAUUCACCUCACUUGUUCCAGUUCCGUCACCUCCACCAUUCUGUUCCACCACCUCUGUUCCGUUGUCUCCUGCCGCCACCGUCAGCCCGUCUCCUCCGACAGUUCCAGCUUCCGCUCCAGCCGCCACCCCCUGCCCGACUCCAGUCGCCACGGUUCCCCUGGCCGUGGGGUUCCAGGUAGCCAGGCUGGCGCCUGGUCGGCAAGCAGCACGGCUGGUGGCAUGGCCUGCCCCAGAGUCUGCUCCAUCCAAGCCCCCAGAGUCUGCUCCGUCCGAGCCCUCAGAGCCUGCAGCAGCCGACGCUCCGCCGGGUCCUGCAGCAGUCGGCGCUCUGCCGUGUCCUCCUGAGCCUGCAGCAGCCGGCGCUCCACAAGCGCCGCCUCCUGCGUCGCCGCCCUCCGCGGCUAAAGCUACGCCUCCUGCGUCGCCGUCCCCCGCGGCUCCGCCUCCGACAUCACCGCCCACCACGGUUUAA